Sporothrix schenckii 1099-18 is the source of this 126-nucleotide messenger RNA. RefSeq lists its product as uncharacterized. NCBI's taxonomy places the organism in Eukaryota, Fungi, Ascomycota, Sordariomycetes, Ophiostomatales, Ophiostomataceae. The record is from RefSeq and is a predicted model, not a curated record. The coding region runs from base 1 to 126 and encodes 41 amino acids. The transcript has a single exon.
AUGGACUGCAAGGAAAUCGUCGCCCUUGUCAACCAGUGCUGCACGUAUUGCUGCCGCGCGGUUGAUUUUGGCUCACACGAUUACUGUGGAGGUAGCAAGAACUGCCACCGGUGUCCGUCAGAGUAG